UUUAACCUCUUUCUUGUCUGAAUCCUCAAUGGAGGACUCUCACUCACACUCUCUCUACUCUAACUCCCACUCUCAGCAACAACUCGCUGCUCCACGCGCCGACGCCGACGCUCACGCUCCAGACCGCGUCGAUGACGGCAGCUCUGAUGCCGCCGUCUUCUCCAGGAGCGCCGCCGGACCCAACGGUGGAGCUAAGUACAAGCUCAUGUCUCCGGCCAAGCUCCCGAUCUCUAGGUCUGCCUGUAUUACCAUCCCUCCUGGCCUCAGUCCGACGUCGUUUCUCGAAUCGCCUGUUCUUCUCUCUAACGUCAAAGCAGAGCCCUCUCCAACCACAGGAUCCUUCUCAAAACUUCAAACAAUGCAAGGAUUUGGCAGCACUGGUGGAUUUUCAUUUCCCAGAAGCAACAUUUAUAUUGAAAGUAAAUCCAACAACUUUGAGUUUGAAUUCCCUGUCGGUUCUUACUCUACAUCAGAAUCGUCAUCAAUACGUCCCAAGCAAAAUGAACCUCUGAAGCAAGCUCAAGAUCAAUGCCUUCCUCAGUCAUUAGCACCAUCAUCUUUGCUUGAAUCUUCAAUAAUUCCUACAUCGAAAGAACUGAGGAUAUCUGCACCUGUUGCUGUGCAUACUUCAUCAGUUAGUACUGCUCCAAUUGAGUCUGAUGAACUAAAUCAGAGAGGUCAGUCUAAUCCUGGUAAUCAAACAUUAAAUGGUGAUCAGCCGGCUGCUGGAGCUGAAAGAUCAUCAGAAGAUGGAUAUAACUGGCGAAAGUAUGGGCAGAAACUUGUUAAAGGAAGUGAAUUUCCACGAAGUUAUUACAAAUGUACAUAUCCAAACUGUGAAGUGAAAAAGAUAUUUGAACGCUCUCCUGAUGGACAGAUAACAGAGAUUGUAUACAAGGGUUCACAUGAUCAUCCUAAACCCCAACCCAGUCGUAGAUUUACACCAGGUUCUCUUACAUCAGUUCAAGAAGAUAAAUUUGAAAAGGAAUCAUCUUUCAAUGUGAAAGAAGACAAGCUCAAUUCCAAUGAUUUCAAUGGAUAUCCCGUCUUAUCACCUGGACGAGUAGAUGAUGAUGGCCAUGAAGGUGCAGCCUCACAGCUGCUAGUUACUAAUGACGACACUGAUGAUGAUGAUCCAUUUUCCAAAAGAAGGAAGUUAGAUGGUUGUGUUGAUAUUACACCAGUGGUUAAGCCAAUCCGUGAACCACGCGUUGUUGUUCAAACUGUGAGUGAGGUUGAUAUAUUGGAUGAUGGAUAUCGCUGGCGUAAAUAUGGGCAAAAAGUUGUCCGGGGGAAUCCAAAUCCCAGGAGCUAUUACAAGUGCACAAAUGCAGGGUGUUCAGUCAGAAAACACGUUGAAAGGGCCUCUCAUGAUCCCAAAGCUGUAAUAACGACCUAUGAGGGAAAACACAAUCAUGAUGUACCAACUGCCAGGACUAGUGCCAAUCAUGAAACAGGAGCAACACCUUUAGGUGGAGCAUCAAGGGUCAGGCCAGAAGAGAAUGAUGCAAUCAGCCUUGAUCUAGGCGUCGGAAUUGGCUAUGGUACUGAGCACAGGCCUAAUGGCCAACUUCAUUCAUUCGCCCCAGAAACCCUCCAAGGUCAGGUUCACAUUUCAAAUUCUGGUAUGAUGACAGUUCAACCACCACCAAUGGUGUGCUAUGGAACUAUACAUGGCGGUAUCAACCGAUUCGGAUCUACUAGGCAAAAUAUGGUUCAGGCCCCUGGCUUUGAUACUCUGCCUCUACAACCAGCCAACCAAUGCCCACAGACCCUUGGCCGAGUACUUUUAGGCCCAUAACCAUAAUUCUUGCUCAAAGCAAGCUAAGCUGAAGGUGCAAAAAUUAAUACUGCUGCUAAUAUUAGUUUCAAAUUCUUUGUUGAUGACUGGCAAAGGGCUGUUCUGUAACCUAGUAGGUAUAUAAAUGCUGCACCGUAUGUCCAUAUUUCAUGUGGUCUUGAUGCUGUAAAAUAUCUCACCUGAGUGUUUUUUUCACUUUUCUUUUCCUGUAAUUAUCUCUACUCUCCUGGAUUUUUUUUCUUGUUAUGAACAGAAUAUUCCAAGUGUAACAUGAUAUGAUACAGGAGCAAUAGUGAAAAUCAUCAUCAUCUUGUCUACA
This is a messenger RNA of Ipomoea triloba (trilobed morning glory), 2120 nucleotides long. RefSeq names its product probable WRKY transcription factor 20. The record is from RefSeq and is a predicted model, not a curated record. Gene Ontology annotation, molecular function: DNA-binding transcription factor activity; sequence-specific DNA binding. Gene Ontology annotation, biological process: regulation of DNA-templated transcription. Lineage: Eukaryota; Viridiplantae; Streptophyta; Magnoliopsida; Solanales; Convolvulaceae. The transcript has 6 exons. The coding region runs from base 29 to 1801 and encodes 590 amino acids.